Molecule: messenger RNA, 1995 nt
Organism: Symbiodinium sp. CCMP2456
Lineage: Eukaryota; Dinophyceae; Suessiales; Symbiodiniaceae
Source: the annotation of a GenBank genome assembly
AUGCUGUGUGCAUCCUGGCAGAAAGAACACUUUUUGACCGCCUCGCUGUUUCAGUUGGAAGUCGUUGACGUCCAACACGGAGCUGUCAAUCGAGACACUAGGUUUACUUUUGGUUGGGGGCGGGCGGUACCGGAUGUGCAUUCUGUACGACUUGUUGAUGAUCGACAGGAGCAUCUGGCAGACGUGUACCGACACCUCACCAACUACUCCAUCAACAAGGGCGCCGAGAACUUCCAGGAGAACCAGCGGGUGCAGGCGGACAACUACGGCCACAAAUGGAGCCUGUCUGCCCUGAACCGGCACUUGCGCUGCGUUGGUGUGGAUGUGAAGGAGAUGUGGAGCAGAAUCAUGGACCUCAUCGUGAAGACGCUCCUGGGGGUAGAGCCGGUUAUCAGUGCGGCCACGAAGGAGGCCUGCAUCCAUGAGCACAGCUGCUUCGAGCUUUACGGGUUCGAUGUGCUGGUGGAUGAGAGCCUGAAGCCGUGGUUGCUGGAGGUGAACCUGAGCCCAAGCAUGCAGGCAGACUCGCCCCUGGACAAGCAGAUCAAGUCGACCUUGCUUACGGAUGCCUUCAACCUGAUAGGCGUGAGGAAGCUGGACGCCUCCACGCUGACGUCGGCUCGACUGAGGGCUCGAUUCCUGUACAUGAACAAGCUACAGAAGUCGAUGCCCUCAAAGAGUAGCAGUCUCCUGGGCCAUCGACAGGAUCCGCUCCGCCGUCCUGAGACCGAGGAGAGCGAGGGAGCAGCUGGCGAGGACGGAGCCUCGUCGCCGCCCCGGCCUCCUCGUCGCUUCUUCAGCCACAAGCGCCAGGUGGCUUUAGACAUGCUCGGAGAGACACAGCUCAAGCUCUUAGGCGACACGCUGCAAGAGUCACUGCGCUGCAACAACUUUAUUCGCCUGUACCCGACGCCCUUCACGCUGCGCCGCUACGAGGGCAUUUCACAGCUCAGGAUGCAGGAAGAUGAGUUCCGCGCGCAGCUUCUCGUUGCGGUGCUGUACGCGCGGCAGCUGCCAACCUUCUGCAGGGAGCCGCAUCCGCCCGAGGAAGAGCCGGAGCUCAUCCAGGAGACGCCUGCGGACGCGGCAGAAGCCAAGAAGGUGAUCCAGCUCCCCAGCACCAGCAACAUGAAGAUCAUGGAGGAGGCACUGCAAACCCUGAAGGUGCUCGGCAGCAAGAUGUCCUCGCAGCUGUUGCUGAUGGAGUACUUGGUGCGUCUGCUCAACAUCAGCUCGAAGUUGAGUGACGCCGCCCGGCGGAAGUUGGAAAGCCCGCAGCAGACCGCCAUCGCAGGCGUCAUCUCGGUAUUCCGGCAGCAACUGUCGCUCUGGCUCCGUGGAUCAAAGAAACAGCCACCUCCUCCACAAAACGUGGUGAAGAAAGGCGACGUCUUGGAGGAGGCUGAGGAUGUUUGCUUGCAGGCUUUGGUGCAGAUCCUUUGCGACACUUGGGGCGGCAGCCGUGAGGCAGUGAUGAAGUCUGUCGCCGCCAUUCGCUCCGAGCUCGCCCUCGUGAGGAUCGCACCCGAACCGUUUGUCCGCAGCAGCAGCGGCUGUCGCGCGAUCAAAGCGCUCGGCGAUUUGACAGCCACGGACAUGGAAGCCAUCUUCAGGGCGCCACAGUGCCCACCAGAGUUGAAGUGCAUCUUUUUGGUUCCGGAGCCAGAUGAGCAGAUGGCAGCGGGAAUUGGCUGGCACGUCCUCAGACGCAUGUCCCAGGCCGGUCCGCUCAGCGAGCUGGAGUUUCUCCAGCACGUCAUGCUGCAGCCACCCCUGCCGAAGAACAAUGUCGUCCAGCCUGGCGAAACGCCUCCGCUGAACCCAAGGAUGAUGAUGUCAGCCUCCUCACCCACACUGCAGAAGCGAGCGCGGCCGGCUGGUCCUCUGGCACCCUUAGGGCAUCGGCUUCCCUUCCCGUCCGGCGUGGCCUACAGCCGCAAGAGCAUGCUCGCUCUUGGCACGGUUUCCGCCGUGAGCCACGACAUCGAGCUGUGA